Rodentolepis nana is the source of this 441-nucleotide messenger RNA. The record is from the annotation of a GenBank genome assembly. NCBI's taxonomy places the organism in Eukaryota, Metazoa, Platyhelminthes, Cestoda, Cyclophyllidea, Hymenolepididae.
CAUCGAAUUAAGAGGAUAAUCUUUGAAAGGGACUAUGGAUACUGCUCUCAAAGCCGACGAUCAGAUUUCGUUCUAGUUGAACUGGAAGAAAGUUUAAUUUACAGUCAUCGAAUCCAACCGAUUCAGCUCUACUGUGCUGCAGACCUCCCGAAUCAACUCGCCGCAUUAGGUUUUAACUUCCCCGGCCAACUCUAUGGUUUCCUCAACGAAGCAUUGGUGAAUGUGAGACGAGGUGAACAUCGUUAUCUCCAGGCUCUUAACCACGAUAUCCCAUCGGAUUCUGUCGGCCCAUUGGUUAGUGUCCACGGAAAAGGAAAGCGGCCUCAUCUUGUGGGUCUAUACUCCCAUCGCUAUGGUAAAACAAGUUUCUUCAAGUCUUUAGACCAUACCAGUUGCAACUGGAUUCGAAAGCGUAUUACCGAAGCGCAGAGAUAUGGAUAA